Leptomonas pyrrhocoris is the source of this 1181-nucleotide messenger RNA. RefSeq names its product putative Rna processing factor 1. The record is from RefSeq and is a predicted model, not a curated record. The transcript has a single exon. Gene Ontology annotation, biological process: maturation of 5.8S rRNA; maturation of LSU-rRNA. Bases 189 to 1181 code for a protein of 330 amino acids. NCBI's taxonomy places the organism in Eukaryota, Euglenozoa, Kinetoplastea, Trypanosomatida, Trypanosomatidae. Gene Ontology annotation, molecular function: rRNA primary transcript binding. Gene Ontology annotation, cellular component: nucleolus; preribosome, large subunit precursor.
GCCACGGUACCGCUGCUCACGUCGUACUGGAGAAGGAGCGUGCACGCAACAACAAGAAGAGACGCCAUACACACAUGCAGGCACAGAACACUGCGUAGGGAAAAGAAAGCUUUUGGUACUACUGCUGGUGUUGCGCCUCCACAAGGCAAGCGGACCAGCAAAUUUGUUGCACUUCUUCGUUUCUAGACAUGGGCAAAGGCGCACGUUCGAAGCGUAGCACGCGGCCCUACGCGAAGCGCCAGCACAAGCUGGAGAGCAAGGCGCAGGAGGUCGAUCCGGAGCUUAUGGAGCGCUUCCGCAACACACGGCAGCCAAUUCGAAAAUCGCAGCUGUUCACGGAGAUCUUGAAGCAAAAGAAAGACACGAAGCGCGCGCGUCGCGAGUCGCGUGAGAACCAGCGCCGUCACCUCAAGGACAAGGCCCCGGUGAAGGCCACCCCCAAGACAAAGGAACGCUUGCGCAAAGAGGAUGUCACGAUUAUUGAAAACAAAGACGAUGCGGAGAUCAUCAACGACGAGGCGGACGACGAGUUCGCGGCUUUUUUUCGCGAUCGACAGAACCCAAAGGCGCUAAUCACCACAGGCGAGCACCCGUGCUUCCGCACGAAGCAGAUGGUGAAGGAGCUGUUGUGGCUGGUCCCGAACAGCAUUUACCGGCCCCGCAAGUCGUACACGCUGAAGGAAAUUACGCAGUACUGCUCCAACCGUUCGUUCACCGACCUGCUGGUCGUGACGGACCGCCUAAAGGAGCCGUUCAACCUCAUAGUAUCGCACCUGCCAGAGGGCCCCACCGCGACCUUCCGCGUGUCCAACUUCCUCACCUACGCCCAGCUGGAGGACGCGGCGCCGCGCACGGAGCACUACCCCGAGCUGAUCUUCAAGAACUUCGACACGCGACUCGGCCGGCGUAUUUCCCGGAUGCUGGAGUGCCUCUUCCCCGCCACACGCGACUACGCCGGCCGCGCGGUGGCGACCUUCCACAACCAGCGCGACUACAUUUUUCUCCGCACCCACCGCUACAUCUUUGACAGCUUGGAGGCGGUGCGGCUGCAGGAGAUGGGGCCGCGCUUUACGUUGCGUCUCCUGUCGCUGCAGUCCGGCACCUUUGAUCGCCAGUUCGGUGAGUACGAGUGGUUCCGCAAGAAGGAGCACGACGCAGACACGCUGGAGUGGUACAUGUAA